AUGCUUUAUUUCCACCCGUCUUCAUUCAUAUAUCAACAGCGGAUCAACAGUUUUCUAUUUGGUUUUGAAGCAGAAAAUUUACAUAGGAUUCCUUUAACAACAUCAACAUUGGGCUACCUUGGCAUUUUAUUGAAUAUUUUGAAUAUCUGCUGGUAUCAUAAAAUGUUAAUUGAAUACAUUCGAAUUGUUAUUCUUCUCUUAAAAGCUUUUGUUUUAUUAUGUGUGCAUAUGGCACAGCAGCACUUCGUGGAAGGGUGA
This is a messenger RNA of Clunio marinus, 258 nucleotides long. Lineage: Eukaryota; Metazoa; Arthropoda; Insecta; Diptera; Chironomidae. The record is from the annotation of a GenBank genome assembly.